UUUCAGAACAUGAGACAUACAAAGUCUCAUUAAAUGUUAGGUCUAUCCUAUACCUCAUCUGUGCCCUGGGAAUUUGGUUCAGAAGCGAACGAAUCAGUAUUUGGUGCAUUAUGCAUCAUAAGCAAAGAUAUCAAAAUGAAAGUAACCUCGUGAUAUCGUUUACGAAAAUCUGGUAAACUGCAUUUAUAACGUGGCUCGCUUCUCGAAGCACGACGCUAGUUCGACAUUUAACAUCAUGCUAUUGUUUUAACCAUAUCGAAAAAACGAAGCUGGAAGGGUGAUCAAAUUUUUGUUUAUUGCUUAUUAGCUGGGAAACUACCCAAAUUCUAUCGAGUUUCGAUCGAGUUUCUUAAUCGUACGUCAGAAAUCUUCACAUCCAUCAUACAGUGAGUGUCAAUGCUGUUUGUACUAUCACUUUCUCAUGCCUAUGAAUUGUCGAAUUCCUUGAACAUACUUUUACACGAUCCAUUGUUAAGAUAAAUGUGCAAGAGACGAAAAUAAUGUUUAGGAGUCAUAUCAUUUAUUUGGGAUUUGAGAAGAUCAGGAGGCCUGGUGCGGGCACAUUCAAGAGCUGUGGUGGUUGGUGAAUGGUGUUGCAGAUAGACUCGGUGUGGGGUUGGGCGUCACCCCCGCUGCGCCUCCAACUAGGGGGGUCUAGGGGCGCCUCGGGGAGAGUGGCCGCGGGCGCCCCAUCCUCGCAGAGGAUGGGUGAAAUGGUCGUAGAACGCGCACCUUCCCCAGCCCGCCUCAGUCAUACAUCAGAAAAACAUCCUCGUGCUACACUCACGGAACUCAAUGUUCUUCGACGCCAUCGAGAAUUGUGCGACGUUGUCCUCAAUGUCGGCUCUAGAAAGAUAUUUGCACAUCGUGUUAUUUUAUCGGCGUGUAGUCCGUACUUCCGAGCGAUGUUUACUGGGGAGCUGGCGGAAUCUCGACAAACUGAAGUUACAAUACGUGACAUAGAUGAAAUGGCAAUGGAAUUAUUGAUAGACUUCUGUUAUACUUCUCAUAUUAUAGUCGAAGAAGCAAACGUUCAAACUCUCCUUCCAGCAGCGUGCCUUCUCCAGCUAGCAGAGAUUCAAGAUAUAUGUUGCGAGUUUCUCAAACGUCAACUAGAUCCAUCUAAUUGUCUAGGUAUACGAGCGUUUGCAGAUACUCAUUCUUGUCGUGAACUUUUACGGAUCGCAGACAAGUUCACUCAACAUAAUUUUCAAGAAGUAAUGGAAAGCGAAGAAUUUCUUUUAUUACCUGUUGGCCAAUUAGUAGAUAUUAUUUCUUCGGACGAAUUAAAUGUUCGAACGGAAGAACAGGUAUUUAGUGCAGUUAUGAAUUGGGUCAAAUACAACGUUACAGAAAGAAGACAACAUUUGGCGCAAGUUCUUCAGCAUGUACGAUUACCCCUUCUUAGCCCAAAAUUUUUAGUUGGAACCGUAGGCUCUGAUCUUUUAGUUAGAUCUGAUGAUGCAUGUAGAGAUUUAGUAGAUGAAGCGAAAAAUUAUUUGCUGCUUCCUCAAGAAAGGCCGUUGAUGCAAGGACCUAGAACACGACCUAGGAAACCAACCAGACGCGGUGAAGUUCUAUUCGCUGUCGGAGGUUGGUGUUCUGGUGAUGCAAUCGCAAGCGUGGAAAGAUUUGAUCCUAAUACUGCGGAUUGGAAGAUGGUUGCACCAAUGAGUAAACGAAGAUGUGGUGUCGGAGUUGCUGUAUUGAACGAUUUGUUGUACGCGGUAGGCGGUCACGAUGGACAAAGCUAUUUAAACAGCAUCGAACGAUACGAUCCACAAACGAAUCAGUGGUCUUGUGAUGUUGCACCUACCACGUCAUGUCGAACUAGUGUAGGAGUUGCUGUAUUAGAUGGUUUUCUUUACGCGGUAGGUGGUCAGGAUGGCGUCCAAUGUUUAAAUCAUGUUGAAAGAUAUGAUCCUAAGGAAAAUAAAUGGUCCAAAGUAUCACCAAUGACCACUAGAAGACUUGGAGUAGCUGUUGCUGUAUUAGGCGGUUAUUUAUAUGCCAUUGGCGGGUCUGAUGGUCAAUCACCAUUAAAUACAGUAGAAAGAUAUGAUCCAAGACAAAAUAAAUGGUCUCAAGUUUCGCCUAUGUCUACAAGACGUAAGCAUUUAGGCUGUGCCGUAUUUAAUAAUCUAAUUUAUGCCGUUGGUGGACGAGAUGAUUGCAUGGAACUUUCGAGCGCAGAACGGUAUAAUCCUCAUACAAAUUCUUGGAGUCCAAUAGUUGCUAUGACAUCAAGAAGAAGUGGAGUAGGUUUAGCAGUAGUGAAUGGUUUACUGUAUGCAGUGGGUGGAUUUGAUGGAACUGCCUAUUUAAAAACAAUUGAAGUGUAUGAUUCGGAACAAAAUCAAUGGAAAUUGUGUGGUUGUAUGAAUUAUAGAAGACUCGGUGGAGGUGUGGGAGUAAUGCGGGCCCCCCAAACCGAGAAUUACAUUUGGUAGCUCAGGCCCCCCUCUUCAGCCCAAAUGGCUGAAACUCCUUUAACUCCUCUUACACCAAUAACUCCUGUUACACCUGUAACUCCUCCCGCUCCUGUAUCGGUUCCUGUUGUUAUAACUAAUACUAGAAAACGCUACCGCCGAUCGAUGAGCAUUAUAUAAGUAAUAUAUACGUUCUACAAGACUUUGCCUUUCUAAAGAUAAAGUCGUUUUUAACAUAAAUUAUUUUAAAUUUUUUCAUUAGUUUUGUUUAACUCAUAAUUCAUUUAAAAUCAAUCAUUUUUAUUCAAAUGUAAACCAAUCAUACUAAAUAUGGAUGUAUAUUUUCCUCUAUAUGUAAAAAAUUUAUUCUUAUAAUGUUUAUAUUACAAUUUCAUUGUGUUUCUUACAUAAGAUUUUGUAAGAUAUAUUUCUCUUAUAUAUUGUUUAUAUUUGUUUUAUAUAUAUAUAUAUAAAACUACUAAUUCCAGUUGCUCUAGAUUUAAGUAUUAUAAUUUCUUUUCUUUUUUAUGUAAUGUAACUGUAUAUGUUGUAAACAUUUAAGACAAAAGAAACAGAAAGGCAAAAUCUCCUUGAAACAUAUUCUUGGAUACAAUAUUCAUUACAAUGGAAUGCUUGCAGUUUCCAUAUAUUCAGUCAUUUAAGAAAAUAAAUUUUUAAAGUCUAUAUUGACAUCAAAACUUCGUUAUGGAGGACUGCUUGUGCAGCCAUUGAUAAAAACAAAAAUAAAGAGUUAAUCAAAAAAAUUGUUUUUGUCUCGAUAGUAUACUUUCUAUAUAUAUCGUAUUUUUAUCAAUAAGACUGAAAUGAAACCAAAAGUUUAUGUAAAAUUAAUAAAUGAAACAAAUGUUUCAGGCUCUAAACACAUUUUUGUUUUAAGAUAAUGUAUGAAACAUACAUAAGUUAUAACAUGAUUAUUAUAAUGCACAUUACAGUCAUUAACGUUACAUUUUUUAAUCUUUUUAUAUUUUUACAAAAAACAAAACAGAUCUAAAUGAGUUAACAUUUUAUUUGAAGCGAUAAAAAAGUUCUCUUAUUGUACAAAUGGUAAUAGGGAUCAUUAUAUCCAACAAUUUCAUAAUGUAACUAUUGUGAUAAUAAUCUAAUAAGAGUCAGAAAAUUUGACUGAUUAUGAGCAAUAUUUUAAUAAUAUAUAACAAAAUAUUGUUUUGUAAUUAUUUAAAUAGAAAAUUAUAUGAAAGCUGUGAAAAUUUUUGUCGAUCAAUUACGAAAUUAAAAGUUUAUAAAUCAGUAGUCAUGUUACAUCUAUGAGAUUGUUGAAAAAGCAAAACAUGUCUAGAAUAAGAAUAUAUUGACGAUAUGAUGUAAUUAUCUUUAAAGAACUUAUUACAAAAUAUCAUUAUUAGACAACUGUACAACUUUUCGAUAUUGUAUCGUAAUUUUCUUCAAUGGAAUAAUUCGUUUUAAUUUAGAUGAUACGCGAAAAAUUUCUAUUUCUUUACAAACAUAAUAAAUUUAUGAAUUUUAUACAAUAUAUAUGAAACAAUUAAGUUGAAUUAGAAUAAUCCAAUUACAGAUUUAAAAUGGUACAAAUUAUUGUAAUUACUAAACAGAGUUCAAAUAAGUGUUCAAAAUCAGAUUUAAUUUACAAGUAGUUAAUAUGAAAUGUUACUAUAAAAUAUCAAUACUUUAAUUUUAAAUAAAAUUUUAUUUAAACUCAUAUUAGAUAGGAGAGAAAUAUUGUUAUAUAAGAAGCCAUUUAAAUUUUUUUCAUGUAUAUAUUUUUCAUAUAAUGAAUUUUAUUAUAACUCUAAUUUUAUAACCAAUUGAUAUUUGUUAACGAAAUAUAAUGAAAUCUCAGUUAUUGAA
Messenger RNA from Apis cerana (Asiatic honeybee), 4277 nucleotides. It is a transcript of the gene dbo, whose product is annotated as Kelch-like protein diablo. Gene Ontology annotation, molecular function: protein binding. Lineage: Eukaryota; Metazoa; Arthropoda; Insecta; Hymenoptera; Apidae. The record is from RefSeq and is a predicted model, not a curated record.